Messenger RNA from Angiostrongylus costaricensis, 132 nucleotides. The record is from the annotation of a GenBank genome assembly. NCBI's taxonomy places the organism in Eukaryota, Metazoa, Nematoda, Chromadorea, Rhabditida, Metastrongylidae.
GCACGGAUGACUCGUGAUGCGGAAGUAAUGAGGCUAAAGCAAGAAAAAGCUGCUGCAAAAAAAGCAGCUGAAGAGGCGGCAAAAGCAUCUGAUGCUAAGAAAGUGGCGAAAAUCGAUCCGCUCAAAUUGUGA